Caenorhabditis remanei is the source of this 657-nucleotide messenger RNA. RefSeq lists its product as uncharacterized. Gene Ontology annotation, biological process: transcription initiation at RNA polymerase III promoter; DNA-templated transcription. Lineage: Eukaryota; Metazoa; Nematoda; Chromadorea; Rhabditida; Rhabditidae. The coding region runs from base 1 to 657 and encodes 218 amino acids. The record is from RefSeq and is a predicted model, not a curated record. Gene Ontology annotation, cellular component: RNA polymerase III complex. The transcript is spliced from 3 exons.
AUGUUCAUCCUGUCACUUCUCCGCGACACGGUAUCCAUCAAGCCACAUCAGCUGAGUUCGGAUCAGCAAAUGGUGAUUAAGAAGCGACUCAACGAGCGUCUCGCAAAUAAGGUCGUUCCGGACCUCGGUCUCUGUAUCUGUGUUUACGAUAUCAGUGAAAUUGGCGAUUCGUUCAUUCUACCGGGAGAAGGAGAUUGCAGAGCAAGAGUGACGUUCCGGAUGAUUGUAUUCCGACCGUUUGUCGAUGAAGUGAUCGAAGCCAAAGUGAUAGGAUCCUCUCGGCAAGGUCUCACUCUUUCCAUCGAAUUCUUCGAAGAUAUCUUUGUUCCGGCAGAGAAACUUCCAGAACCUCACGUUUUCGAAGAGGAUGGACAAGUUUGGUAUUGGGAAUAUGCACAGGAAGACGGCGAUCCACCAGCGAAACUUUACAUGGAUCCUGGAAAGAUUGUGAGAUUCCGAACAACGGAAAUCAUUUUCAAAGAUCUCAAACCAGAUUUGAGUAUGGAAGAGCAAAAGACGGAGAAGUCGAUGGAAAUCAAAGGAACUAUGGCUAGCACUGGAUUGGGAUGUAUCGGAUGGUGGACGUCUGAGGAAGAGGAUGAAGAAGCUGUAGAAGAUGAGCAAGAUGAGCAAGAAGGGGUCGCAGAAGCUGUGUGA